AUGGCUCCUCUCUGGCCCCUCAUCCUGGUGACAGUCUCAGGAAUCCAAGCCACAGAUACAUCUCACCCCAGGAAUUCUGCUGUACAUCAUCUCACCAAGAAGCUACUACAGAAAUACCACAAGGAAGUGAGACCAGUUCACAACUGGAGCAAGGCCACAACUGUCUACCUCAAUCUAUUUGUACAUGCGGUACUGGAUGUGGAUGCACAGAAUCAAAAAUUAAAGACAAGCAUAUGGUACCGAGAGGUUUGGAAUGAUGAGUUUUUAUCCUGGAACACCAGUGUGUUUGAUGAGAUUAGAGAGAUCUCCUUACCUCUAAGUGCCAUCUGGGCCCCUGAUAUCAUCAUUAAUGAAUUCGUGGACAUUGAAAGCUCACCUGACUUUCCCUAUGUGUAUGUGAACUCAUCUGGGACCAUUAGGAACACUAAGCUCAUCCAGGUGGUGUCUGCAUGCAAUUUAGAGACAUAUGCGUUCCCAUUUGACAUCCAGAAUUGCAGCCUAACCUUCAGCAGCAUUCUACACACAGUGGAAGAUGUCGAUUUGGCCUUCCUGAGGAGCAGAGAGGACAUGGAGCAUGACAAAAAGUCAUUUCUGAAUGACAGUGAGUGGGAACUUCUUUCAGUGUCCUCAACAUACAACAUCCUGCAGAGCAGCGCUGGAGAUUUUGCCCAGAUUCAGUUCAAUAUGGUGAUUCGCAGGCGGCCGCUCGGCUACGUAGUGAGCCUUCUGAUUCCCAGUAUCUUCCUGAUGCUUGUGGACCUGGGGAGCUUCUACCUGCCACCCAACUGUCGUGCCAGGAUUGUGUUCAAGAGCAACGUGCUGGUGGGCUACACUGUCUUCAAGGUCAACAUGUCCGACGAGGUGCCCAGGAGUGCAGUGAGCACCCCUCUGAUUGGGAUUUUCUUUACUGUCUGCAUGAUCUUCUUGGUCCUCAGCUUAUCAAAAUCCAUCUUGUUGAUCAAUUUCCUCCAUGAUGAGCGGCGCAGGGAGCAGAAACAGCCCCUCUCAUGCCUUCAAGGGGACACCCAUGCUGAUGGGACUAGAAUGGACUUCAGGGCUGAGCUCGCUGGGGUAACAGACUCACCCGUUUGUCAAGAGCACCAGAUCCAGUUGGGGUCCCUGAAAGAAAUCUGGUCUCAGGUGCGAUCCAUAAGUGACAGUCUCCAGGCUCAGGAGCAAGCUGACCAACAGGAGAUCCGGUGGCUGACCCUCUUGUACCGCUUUGACCGCCUGCUCUUUCGAACCUAUGUCCUCGUGCUGGGCCUUUACUCGGUCACCCUGUGCUCCCUCUGGGCACUGUGGAGCACCUUGUGA
This is a messenger RNA of Elephantulus edwardii (Cape elephant shrew), 1314 nucleotides long. It is a transcript of the gene HTR3B, whose product is annotated as 5-hydroxytryptamine (serotonin) receptor 3B, ionotropic. The transcript has 9 exons. Bases 1 to 1314 code for a protein of 437 amino acids. Gene Ontology annotation, biological process: chemical synaptic transmission; nervous system process; regulation of membrane potential. Gene Ontology annotation, cellular component: postsynaptic membrane; synapse; neuron projection. Gene Ontology annotation, molecular function: neurotransmitter receptor activity; transmembrane signaling receptor activity; extracellular ligand-gated monoatomic ion channel activity. The record is from RefSeq and is a predicted model, not a curated record. Lineage: Eukaryota; Metazoa; Chordata; Mammalia; Macroscelidea; Macroscelididae.